Mesorhabditis belari is the source of this 348-nucleotide messenger RNA. NCBI's taxonomy places the organism in Eukaryota, Metazoa, Nematoda, Chromadorea, Rhabditida, Rhabditidae. The record is from the annotation of a GenBank genome assembly.
AUGGUGAGAAAUGUUUCAGCCGAGAUCUUCUCAAAACGGAUUUAUUACUGCCAGAAAUGUCUCAAUCACGAGAAGAAAGUGGCAAGGAAAAAUCACAAAUGUCAAUGUCCGUUCAUCGAUUGCAGUUGUGAAAAAUGUUACUUGGUGGAGAAGCGGCGCUUUUUGAACGCUCAAUUGCAUGAGUUGGAAGAAAUCUCGUACCAAGAGACGAAUGUUGCAACGGAAGAUCAAAUCGAGUCGAAAAACUUGAAGCCAACAUUUCUCAUAUCAGCUUGUCGAGGGAAAGGAGGUUGGGAUCUAGAUGGGAAGUGUGUUAGCGUGAAGAUUAUCAAAUUACCGUAUUUUCUG